AGGUGUCUGUUGCCGGGAACUGUGUGGGGGAGGAGCUGGGACCUGGGAAUGGCAGGGCACUGUUUGAAGAAGCAAGCAUGGUAGCAUCAAGCAUUCCCUCAAGUAUGGCUCCACGGGAACAAUGAGACGUGCUCUUGGUCUUGGAAGCUCAUCAGAAUGUUUAGAGUUGGGGAGGCGUCCAAGCGCCCAUUGCCUGGGCCGGCGCCCCCGCGGGUGCGGAGUGUGGAGGUUGCCCGGGGGAGGGCCGGCUAUGGAUUCACACUUUCGGGACAGGCGCCCUGUGUGCUCAGCUGCGUCAUGAGAGGGAGCCCUGCGGAUUUCGUGGGCCUCCGAGCUGGAGACCAGAUAUUUGCUGUCAAUGAAAUCGAUGUGAAAAAAGCGUCUCAUGAAGAUGUAGUGAAAUUAAUUGGGAAGUGCUCUGGUGUCCUGCACAUGGCGAUUGCUGAAGGCAUCGGCCGCCUCGAAUCCUGUUCCAGUGACGAAGAAGGGGGACUCUAUGAAGGAAAAGGCUGGCUGAAACCCAAGCUGGAUUCUAAAGCACUAGGUAUAAACAGAGCAGAGCGAGUCGUGGAGGAAAUGCAGUCUGGUGGAAUUUUCAAUAUGAUUUUUGAAAACCCGAGCCUUUGUGCGAGCAGUUCAGAGCCCUUGAAAUUGAAACAAAGAUCCCUUUCGGAGUCGGCCGCAGCUCGAUUUGAUGUUGGACAUGAAAGUAUGAAUAAUCCAAAUCCCAACAUGCUUUCUAAGGAGGAGAUAUCGAAAGUUAUUCACGAUGAUUCGGUUUUCAGCAUUGGACUAGAAAGUCAUGACGAUUUCGCAUUGGAUGCAAGUAUUUUAAAUGUGGCGAUGAUCGUGGGCUACUUAGGCUCCAUUGAACUUCCUUCCACGAGCUCCAAUCUGGAGUCCGACAGCUUACAAGCCAUCCGUGGCUGCAUGCGGCGCCUGCGGGCAGAGCAGAAAAUCCACUCGCUGGUGACCAUGAAGAUCAUGCACGACUGUGUGCAGCUGAGCACUGACAAGGCUGGGGUCGUGGCCGAGUACCCGGCCGAGAAGCUGGCCUUCAGCGCCGUGUGCCCGGACGACCGGCGAUUUUUCGGGUUGGUGACCAUGCAGACGAAUGAUGACGGGAGCCUGGCCCAGGAGGAGGAGGGUGCCCUGCGGACUUCCUGCCAUGUAUUCAUGGUGGACCCAGACUUGUUUAAUCACAAGAUCCACCAAGGCAUAGCUCGGCGGUUUGGGUUUGAGUGCACGGCUGACCCGGACACCAAUGGCUGUCUGGAAUUCCCGGCGUCCUCCCUCCCUGUCCUGCAGUUCAUCUCUGUCCUGUACCGAGACAUGGGUGAGCUGAUUGAGGGCAUGCGGGCCCGCGCCUUUCUGGACGGGGACGCUGAUGCCCACCAGAACAACAGCACCAGCAGCAACAGUGACAGCGGCAUCGGGAACUUCCACCAGGAGGAGAAGAGCAACCGAGUCCUUGUGGUGGACCUGGGUGGGAGCUCAAGCAGGCACGGCCCCGGAGGCAGCGCGUGGGACGGUGUGGGUGGGAGGGGUACCCAGCCCUGGGGUGCUCCCUGGUCUGGACCCUUCUGUCCCGACUCCGAAGGGAGCCCCCCAUUUGAGGCCGCUCAUCAGACUGACAGGUUCCGGGACCUAAACAAGCACCUAGGACCGGCCUCCCCUGUGGAGGUGCCUCCAGCUUCUUUGAGGAGCUCAGUCCCGCCUUCCAAGAGGGGCACCGUGGGCGCCAGCUGUGGUUUCAACCAGCGCUGGCUCCCGGUUCACGUGCUCCGGGAGUGGCAGUGCGGACAUGCCAGCGACCAGGAGUCUUACACAGAUUCCACCGACGGCUGGUCCAGUGUCAACUGCGGCACGCUGCCCCCUCCUAUGAGCAAGAUCCCCGCGGACCGCUACAGGGUGGAGGGCAGCUUCGCGCAGCCCCCGCUGAGCGCUCCCAAGAGGGAGUGGUCCAGGAAGGCCUUUGGAAUGCAAAACAUUUUUGGUCCCCAUCGAACUGUUCGAAAGACUAAGGAAGAUAAAAAGGGCUCCAAAUUUGGGCGGGGAAUUGGACUCACUCAGCCUUCUCAACGCACGUCUGCUCGGAGAUCAUUUGGGAGAUCUAAGAGAUUCAGUAUCACUCGCUCCCUUGAUGAUCUUGAGUGGUCCACAUGUGCCAGGAGAUGUGGGAAUGGCUGCCCCUGAAGUCAUGUGGAGAAAUGGGGUCCUCAUCACACACCAUACACAAACAUCAGCUCACAAAUGGAUUAAAGGCACUUAAGACCUGAAACCAAAAAAACUCCUAGGAGAAAACACGGGGGAAAGCUCCAUGACAUCAGUCCUGGCAAUGAUUUUUUUUUGGACAUGACACUAAAAGAAUAAGCAACAAACUAAAAGUAAACAAUUGGGAUUACAUUGAGGUAAAAAGUUUCUGCACAACAAAGGAAACAACCAACAAAAUGAAAAAGGAACCUGUGAAUGGGAGAAAAUAUUUGCAAACUGCAUAUCCAGUAAGGGGUUAAUAUCCAAAUACAUAAGGAACUCAUACAACUCAGUGGCAAAAACCAAAUAACCCAAUUAAAAAAUGGCAAAAGGCCAUAGUAGACAUUUUUCCAAAGAAACUCUACAGAUGGCCAAUAGGUAUAUGCAGAGGUCUCAGCAUCACCCAUCAUCAGAGAAAUGCAGUCACAACAGUGAGCUGUCACUGCAUGCCUGUAGAAUGGC
This is a messenger RNA of Mandrillus leucophaeus (drill), 2715 nucleotides long. Its product is annotated as regulator of G-protein signaling 12-like. The transcript has 4 exons. Lineage: Eukaryota; Metazoa; Chordata; Mammalia; Primates; Cercopithecidae. Gene Ontology annotation, molecular function: GTPase activator activity; protein binding. Bases 157 to 2196 code for a protein of 679 amino acids. The record is from RefSeq and is a predicted model, not a curated record.